Messenger RNA from Solea senegalensis (Senegalese sole), 3007 nucleotides. RefSeq names its product WD repeat and coiled coil containing. The transcript is spliced from 4 exons. NCBI's taxonomy places the organism in Eukaryota, Metazoa, Chordata, Actinopteri, Pleuronectiformes, Soleidae. Gene Ontology annotation, molecular function: kinase binding. Bases 137 to 2359 code for a protein of 740 amino acids. The record is from RefSeq and is a predicted model, not a curated record.
AAGUUAUUUCUGCUUCCGGGUCAAAUAAAGCGAACAUUUCCUUGUGUUAAGACUGGCAAAACGUGACAUUUAAGAUGGUAAACUCGCUUUCAAAGGUUGACAAGGAUUCUUCGUGAGAUGCUUGUGGUAUUUGAAGAUGGAUCUUGGUAAAGCAAAGCUGCUUAGGACAGGUCUCAACACUCUUCACCAAGCCAUUCACCCUGUGCACGGGAUAGCAUGGACGGACGGUAAGCAGGUCUGCCUGACAUCUCUCUACUUCAUCAAUGGUGAGGUUAAGUUUGGGGACACCAACGUUAUUGGGCAGUUUGAGCACGUCUUCGGGCUCUUCUGGGGCCCACUGUGCUGCUCUGACUCCCCUGCAUUGCUGGCUGUUCAGCACAAGAAACAUGUUACCGUGUGGCAACUGCAGCUCAGUGCCCUCGAGCAGAACAAGCUGCUGUGUACUCAGACCUGCGAGAUGAGCGAGCCUUUCCCCUUGCUGUCUCUAGGCUGUGUGUGGCAUCCUAAACUGGACAUUCUGGCCUUGUUGACCAAGAGGGAUGCAUCUGUGCUGUUUUCUGUACGAGUGGACAACAGGAGAAUCAAAGCAGACAUCAAAGGUAGUGGACUGAUCCAUUGUGCAUGCUGGACUAAGGAUGGCACACGCCUGGUUGUAGCUAUAGGCAGUGCUCUACACUCCUAUAUCUGGAAUGACAUCCACAAGAGCCUGGUUGCCUGUUCUUUCUGCCCCAUCUUUGAUGUGGGAGGCUACAUAUGUGCCAUUGAGUCCACAGGUGAUGCACAAGUAGCUGUGGCCACAGAGCUUCCUCUGGACAAAAUCUGUGGUUUAAAUGCAGGCAUGACAUUUGACAUGCCGCCAGAGUCCGUGUCACUGCAAGACCAAUGCCCGCGCAUGGUCAGGUCGGGUGACGACAGUCUUUUGGACUCAAGAAGGAGAUCCUUUGAAUCAGAGAGGUCCUUCAUCCCUACCUCAGGCCCUCUAGAUCUCACCCACCUCCUGUCAAAGCACCGUCGCUCUGACCCCAGCCCACUUAUCCAUCUGCGCCGCCGAGACACUUUGACAGGCUCUGGUCAGGACUCCUCUCACCUCAUCCUGGUCACAUAUGAGCGCAAAGUCACUACCACCCGCAAAGUCAGCAUCCCUGGGAUCCUGGUCCCAGACAUUGUUGCUUUUGACCCACGUGGUUCCACAGUUGCAGUGGCUUCCAACACCUGCAACAUGGUGCUUGUGUACUGCAUCACCGCCUCUGGAAUGCCAAACAUUCAGCAGUUCUCUCUGCAGACCAAUGAGAGGCCAAAAGGAGUCUGCUUCCUCAGUGACAAGAUGCUGCUGCUGAUGGUGGGCAGGCAGAAAUCCAACGAUCCCGCCUUCCUCCCAUCCUCGAACACAGAUAAAUAUAUUCUUCGUCUAACAGCCAAAGAGUUGAUGCUCAAUGGAGAGACUCCCGCCACACCACCCCCCUCUGCUCACAACCAGGAAUCCACUUCUAAUUUAUGUGCAGGGAUUAGGAGGCUUUCUGAGAGUCUUUCCAAAGAUGACAGGGAGCGGACAGGGAUAAAGGAUUUGGUGUUGCCUGGAGGGGGAGUAGUUCGAUCCCCUGGGAACAGGCGGAAGCUGGUGGAGGAGGUGAGGAGUGGCGAGCCCAGCCCCAUCACCAGCUCUGUGGAUUUCUCUGACCGAGCAUCAGACAGAGCUCUCUCCAGUGCCUCCUCCAUCACGGUGGAAAAUUUCGACAUGGACCAUGUCAACCGCAUGGCCAGCCUGGGAGUGGCCGGCCACGCCAGCAGAGACUCCAGCCGGUGCAGUUCUCCUCGAUUUGAGAUGUCAGACAAACUCCACACCGAGUCAACACUGCCUAUGCCUGAAAAGACAUCAAGUCCUGCCAAGGAGCAGGCACUGGAGCAGCUUGUCCACAACAUGGAGAGGCUUUUUACUCGCUUCACAGACGUACAGCAGUGCCUGACAGAAAUCAGAGAUUUUACCCAGAAUGGCAAGAAGGGCCCGAGUGUCUACCCCAAUGCCUCUGAACCCCCCUAUGCUAAUAUCACAUGUCAGAAGCAGUUGUCAGAAAACGUGUUCAUUGAUGAGCGGAGGCCUGUGCUGCUGUGUGACGGGAAGCUUUGCCUGCGUGUUCUACAGGACCUCUUCAACCUGACUAUAGUGGAGAUGAUGUAUGGUCCUCUGUGGAUUGUACUUGUAGCAGAUGCAGACGGCUUUGUGCCUCUGACGUUCAAGCCCAAGGAGGAGCUCACAGUGCGCAACGGGAAGCGGAAAACGAUGUUGCGGACUCCUGGGAGUCCAGAGAACUCUUGCCCAUCCAGCCCUAGCCCCAGCACAACCACGGAGGCCUCAGUAUAGUCUCUCUUAACACACACUGACUCCAGUUAAUGAAAAUAUACACAUAAUAUGCCCAUUACUUUGGCUUGGUCCAAGUGUGCAGACACAAACAUGCAAAAAGUCCCUUUGAGCGAUAACCAGAGUUUAUUUGUCAGAUUAACAGUAGUAGUUGAAGGGCUGCAUAUUGAAAUGUAAUGUUUACACAUUGCUGCUUUGAAAUGAAACAGCUGAGCAGCAUUCUUUCUCUAUUUUUGGAUAUAUAAAAUGCAGCCGUGUUGUUCAAGUCUAGUCCUUCACUGAGGCACCAACAGCUUUGCUCACUGUAUGUUUCAGAGAUUUUUAAGGUAUUGUAUCAUAGAUUCACAUAUCCUCAAAAGUACCUACAUGCAGGAUAAUACAUUAUGUAAAUGUUUUCUAUUUGUUAUUGGAGAGCUGCAGAUAUUGCUAAUCUUUUGAAAAUAUGGCAUAUAAAAACACAUUUUUACCAAAUAGUCCCAUUUAAAUGUUAAUUUUUCAACUCUGUCUCAAGCUCAGUCUCUCAUAUGACCACAAGAGGGAGCAAUACACAAUAAUUAUGUCUCUGGAAGACAUAAGACAAACUUCUACAGACAAAUGCUGUAUUUUGUAAGCUAAAUACUUUUGUAGGCCAUUAAAUAUGUAUAUCUAGCA